Exophiala dermatitidis NIH/UT8656 is the source of this 1759-nucleotide messenger RNA. RefSeq lists its product as hypothetical. Bases 457 to 1092 code for a protein of 211 amino acids. The transcript is spliced from 3 exons. NCBI's taxonomy places the organism in Eukaryota, Fungi, Ascomycota, Eurotiomycetes, Chaetothyriales, Herpotrichiellaceae. The record is from RefSeq and is a predicted model, not a curated record.
CACGUUUGAACGUCCCCAGCCUCACGGGAUUCCUGCCUCAGCUACCACUUGAUGCACCAUAUGCUUCAAUGAUCUAUGUCGCUGAGGUGUCAUACCAGCACACUUCCGUAAAGCCAGGAAUCCGUUUCCAAUGUCGAUAACGCCUUGGUCACAGGAAGCGCAGCAAGGACUUCGAGUACCGAGGCAGUGAUGAUUAUAAUCCUUGAAACUUUUCUGGCUGACCUCGUUAACCGUGGAGUAGCCGUCUGCAAAGACGGCUGCUGCCCAUCACUAAUUCUGCAUAUCACUCGUUCUGGACUCGCUGUGUACAUUUGUCUCUUGUGGAAAUAUCAGGGACUCGCUUUCAAUCUUAAGCGGAACAAGAUACACUACCUAGGCACGAUCAGGAUUGAGAACCAAACAUUGCAUACAACACCAACAAAAGUAUAACAGCGACAGCACAGGUAUCCAACCACCAUGACUUCUGAAGCCAAGAGUAUAGCGCUGCUGGUCACAAUUCGACCCAAGAAGCCGGAAGAUAAACAGAAGAUCCUCGACUCUCUCUCCUCCCUUGCGCCCUUCUUCCGCCGCCCAUCCACACAAUGCACGACACGAAGUCUCAUUACGCCCGCGACCCGCAAAGGCGCCAUCGUGCGCGGAGUCGACACCUCUCCGGCCGACCACUCCGCCCAAAUCGGCCUGAUCGAAAUCUUCACCCACCCAUCGGCCCUGACGGCCGUGCAAUCCUCGCCAGAGUACACAGAGUUUUUCGCCCAGGUUGAGCGUGAAGGUCUCUUCACACGCGAGUUGACCGCAUGGUAUCCCACCGCGGGCUUCGUGGCUCGCAGAGCACAAACAGAGACAGGACCCGCCGGAGUCGUCAUGUUGGCAAAAUUUGUAUGCAAGGACGGCGAAGGGGUUCGAGACAAACUUGUCGAUGUCCUCGGAACCUACUGUUCCUGGGUCGAACAAAACGAACCCACGACCCUAACAUACAGCGUCAUGACGCGGCCGAAGACGGCACCGAACGAAGUUCUUUUGUUUGAACGGUACAAGGAUCUCGCGGCGCUGGCCGCGCACGGCAAAACUACCCAGUUUCGAGCCAUGUCGUAAGUUAAAGUUUUGCCUUCAACCCACCACCAACCCGCUAAAGAUUCAGUCAUUCGGUCUUUCUUUUCAAUAAAAAUAAGCACCCUUUAUUUGUGGAGGUGCAUGUUUCGUCUAUUUCUACCGGCGUCCUUCCUUCCUUCCUUCCGACCAUCCUCAGCAUCGUUGUCUGUUGUUGGUUUUUCCCCCAACUAUUGAAGCAAAGAGAGAUAUGCUGCAUUCCCCCUGCCUGCCUACUGAACCUAACUUGGACUAACCACCACCUUUCCUCACAAUAUAGUAAAGCCACUGGACCUCUUAUGCAAGUCAAAAAGACCGUUUUGACCGAAUGGGAAGAACUGGAAGGAGGUUCAUUUGUGUCCAACACACCAGGCGGAGCAGUAGCGGGCAUUGGUUCCAGUACCAAUGCACAAGCUAAGCUUUGAAGAAGGCAAGGCUCUAAGGAUUAUUAUCAGCCUACUAGUGAACAAUGUCCAGCAAACAGCAAAAAUUUCAAGCACUGUGAAAGGAUUCUUCUCAUGCAACAAAUGUUCUUGACUCAAAGUUUUUCACUGUUUAAUUCGUGUUUCAAUUGUUUCUACAACACCGAGGAGACUUCCUUCUCGCCGACUAUAGCAAGUAAAUAUUUCUCAUCAAAAGGCUCCAAUGCUCGAGCACACAACACUUCCACUUC